AUGUCCACUCGCACCUGGGCCUCCGUAGCCCAGACCUCUAGCCAACCAGCAGCAGCAAGAGCAUCUACCCCGGCAGCCAGGACAUCUACUCACCAGACCACCACCACCAGUACAACCGUCUCAAAGCAACACCACCACAACCCUGCCGGCCCAACAGUACACUUCACGUCUUCCGCGGCACCCGCCGCCAACCACCAACGCAACGAACACUACCGCCCGCGCGGCCCCAGCGACCAUGGCCAAGACGUCUACGUCCUCACCCUCCUCCUGACGCCCGCUCACCAGCGUGAGAUGGCGGAUCUCGGCGAGAUGGCGCGGGGGGUGCGCGGGUUUGAGGUCAGGGCUGAUCGAGGUGGCGUGUUUAAGAUGGGGAGGGGCGUUGGGGUAGAAGUUGAUCGGGGGGCAUUGGACAGGGCGAGGGGUAUUAGGGAGGGGUUGAGAGCAGGGUGGCAGGGCCAGGAUGGUGAAAGACAUGUUGUGGGACUUGGUAGUACUAAGAGUGAGGAGAGACGACGGGAGAUUGGAUGGUUGAGUGAGCAGGAUGCUAGGAAGUGCUGGAAGGGCCAUUAUACGGUUAUGAAUAAGGAGGAUGAUAAAGACAGGAAGGAACAGUGUUAUCGGGAGUUGACGGAGGUUUGGCAUGGGAGUAAGGGGUCGGUGACAGGGUUGUGUCUUUGGAGGUAUGAUAGAGGUUGGUGGAGGGACGCUGAAGAAUUCAGGUUUGAGGAUAAGAAAGAAUAAAGGGGUUAGACAUGCAAUAGAAUGCAGUUCACGCUGCACGUCUCAGGCUUCGGGGGCAAGAAAGAUGUUGAUGGUCAAAUGCCGAAAAGCUCAAGUUGAGUAUCAGGAAGGAUGAAGAAACCAGAAAUCAAAGGGAUGAAGAAACCAGAAAUCAAAGGGAUG
Truncatella angustata is the source of this 903-nucleotide messenger RNA. RefSeq lists its product as uncharacterized. The transcript is spliced from 2 exons. NCBI's taxonomy places the organism in Eukaryota, Fungi, Ascomycota, Sordariomycetes, Amphisphaeriales, Sporocadaceae. The record is from RefSeq and is a predicted model, not a curated record. Bases 1 to 741 code for a protein of 246 amino acids.